AUGGCGGGAUCGCGGCGAGGUGGCGACGAGGAGGCGUGCCGGGUCGGCCUCCUGGACGGGCACGGCGGCGCCAAGAAGGAUGACUGGCAGGUGGUCGCCGGUGGCGAGGAAUCCAGCAAGCUCGGGAGGCGGGUGUUGGAGGAGUCGAAGAAGCUGUGGGUGAUCGUGGCGCCGGCCAUGUUCAGCCGCAUCGUCACCUUCAGCAUGAACGUCAUCACGCAGGCCUUCGCCGGCCACCUCGGCGACCUCGAGCUCGCCGCCAUCUCCAUCGCCAACACCGUCGUCGUCGGCUUCAGCUUCGGCCUCAUGGUACGCAAUGGCGAGCGCGCUGGAGACGCUGUGCGGGCAGGCGUUCGGCGCCAAGAAGUUUCACAUGAUGGGCGUCUACAUGCAGCGCUCCUGGAUCGUGCUGCUCGGCUGCGCGGUGCUGCUCCUCCCCAUGUACUUCUUCGCCGAGGACGUGCUGCUGCUCACGGGGCAGUCGCCGGAGCUGUCGGCCAUGGCCGGCAGGGUCUCCGUCUGGUUCAUCCCGCUCCACUUCUCCUUCGCCCUCCUCUUCCCGCUGCAGCGCUUCCUGCAGUGCCAGAUGAAGAACUUCGUCAGCGCCGCCGCCUCCGGGGUGGCGCUCUGCGUCCACCUCCUCGUCAGCUGGCUCUUCAUCACCAGGUUUCAGUUCGGGCUCGUCGGCAUCGCGCUGACGCUCAACUUCUCCUGGUGGGCCACCUUCGCCAUGCUCUUCGGCUACGUCGCCUGCGGCGGCUGCCCGGACACGUGGCACGGCUUCUCCGUCGAGGCGUUCGCCGACAUUUGGGAGUUCGUCAAGCUCUCCGCCGCGUCAGGCGUCAUGCUAUGCUUGGAGAACUGGUACUACAGGGUACUCAUCUUGCUGACAGGGAACCUGAAGGACGCGGCUAUUGCGGUGGAUGCGCUCUCCAUCUGAACGCAUGGGAGAUGAUGAUUCCGUUGGCGUUCUUCGCGGGCACUGGAGUGCGGGUGGCGAACGAGCUGGGCGCCGGGAACGGGAAGGGGGCUCGGUUCGCGACGAUCGUGUCGUCCUUGACCUCGCUGGUUAUCGGGCUCUUCUUCUGGGUGCUCAUCAUGGGCCUCCACGACAAGCUGGCGCUCAUCUUCACCUCCAGCGCCGUCGUGCUGGACGCCGUCAACAACCUCGCCAUCCUGCUGGCCUUCACCAUCCUGCUCAACAGCAUCCAGCCCGUGCUCUCAGGUGUGGCUGUUGGGUCUGGCUGGCAAUCCGCGGUGGCCUACGUCAACAUCGGCAGCUACUACCUCAUCGGCGUCCCCAUGGGUGUCCUCCUCGGGUGGCUCUUCAACCUUGGCGUCCUGGGAAUCUGGGCGGGGAUGAUCGGCGGAACCGCCGUCCAGACGAUGAUCCUGGCCAUCAUGACCGUUCGCUGCGACUGGGAAAAGGAGGCCAUGGUCGCGAGCACACGGAUGGACAAGUGGUCCGAGGUCCGGUGA
Molecule: messenger RNA, 1479 nt
Organism: Triticum turgidum subsp. durum (durum wheat)
Lineage: Eukaryota; Viridiplantae; Streptophyta; Magnoliopsida; Poales; Poaceae
Source: the annotation of a GenBank genome assembly